Messenger RNA from Penicillium canescens, 1128 nucleotides. RefSeq lists its product as uncharacterized. The coding region runs from base 1 to 1128 and encodes 375 amino acids. The record is from RefSeq and is a predicted model, not a curated record. NCBI's taxonomy places the organism in Eukaryota, Fungi, Ascomycota, Eurotiomycetes, Eurotiales, Aspergillaceae. The transcript is spliced from 3 exons.
AUGACCAGUUCCGACUCCAGCAAUUCGUCAAUGGGCGUUUCGAAAGACCCGACAAAGCCAAAUGAUCUUCAAUCUAAGCCUUACAUGCAAGCCUGGCGGCCGACGCUCGAUGAAGUGCUGAAUAACACCACCCCUCCACCGUACACGCUCAACGAAUUCGUAAAAUACCUCUCCAAAAACCAUUGCCUCGAGACCCUAGAGUUUAUUCUCGAAGCGAGGCGAUAUCGCGCAAGCUACAAGUCAUUAGUGGAAGCAGCAGGGGAGUCUACAGUGACAACCAACUCAUCGUCAAGCGUCAAUCUGAGAAUGCUCUAUCAGCUUCUCCUGACGACGUACAUUCUCCCCGGGGCGGCCCGUGAGGUCAACCUGUCUGUCAACGUACGUGAUGCCCUCUUGCGACACAAAAAUAUGUCGACACCACCACUACCUGAGACGCUUGACCCCGCCGUGAAAAACAUUCACGACCUGAUGGAGGAUUCAAUCUUCGUUUCGUUCCUGAACAGCCCCUCCACCUUUGUUCACCUAGACCCAACCCCCGGGAUCGGUUCUUCCGUUGCCGCGACUUUCGCAAACAAAGGUUACCAGGUCGCCAUCGCAUCGCGGAAGGGCACCGGCAGCAAGACAAGCGAAGGAUUCCUCUCCCUCCCGGCCGACUUCGCUAAUCCGGACUCCGUCCCCGCGCUAUUCAACGCCGUCAAGAGCACCUUCAACGCAACCCCUAGUGUCGUCGUCUACAACGCGGCGAGUCUCACACCUCCCCCGGACAACGACUCCGUCCUCUCAAUCCCGGCUGAGAGCGUGACAGCCGACUUGAACAUCAACACCGUCAGCCCCUACGUCGCGGCCCAGCAAGCCGUGCAGGCCUGGGAGGGUCUACCCCAGGACGCCCGGAAGACGUUUAUCUACACCGGUAACAUGCUGAAUGUUACCGUGGUUCCUGUGUCGUGGAUGCUGAAUCUCGGUAUGGGUUCUUUUGCCGAUGAACGUACUGAGAACAGGACGGCCGUAGGUAACGCUCCUGAUGGAGCUGCCCAUGCGGAGCUUUAUACCAAGCUUGCGAGCCAUGAGGGGAAUGUCCCGUGGCAUGCCACGUUUAUAAAGGGCAAAGGCUAUGUGAAGUUUGAUUGA